This is a messenger RNA of Saccostrea cuccullata (small rock oyster), 1452 nucleotides long. RefSeq lists its product as uncharacterized. Lineage: Eukaryota; Metazoa; Mollusca; Bivalvia; Ostreida; Ostreidae. The transcript has 7 exons. The record is from RefSeq and is a predicted model, not a curated record. Bases 251 to 1423 code for a protein of 390 amino acids.
CGGAUAAUAAACGUCGUUUUGUUGAUAAUUUUGUUAAGAAUUUGAUCACACUCAACAUGACUCGUACGUAUCCCUUUUCUUAUAUUUUAAUGAUUUCAUGUCAUUAUCUGCGUUUAUUCCCCCGUAUAAAACCAAUACAAUGCUCUGAAAAACGUUCGCUGAAUUUUUGCUUCCUGGUCAAAAAUUCAGUCGGUCAUUUGCAUAUUCCGAUGAUCUUUGGCUUGACCCUACUCGGAAUCAAGUUCGGUUGAUGAUGGCGGACGCUAAACCAAAAUCGAAUCGGGGAAGAAAACCCACACUGACUGAUUCUGGGCGGAGAAGAAAGAAAAAGGAAACUAAUGCUUUGAUUAACAGGUCCCGUUUAUAUGUUGGUGAGCAGUACGAUCGCUGGAACACUUUGAAAUUGACCCUUCGUCUACAGACGCAUGCUGAAGUUGCCAAAGUUUUGCUUGAUCGGUAUGAACAAAGCGAAAAAGAUUUUGUACAGCCAGUUCUUCAGACAAGGAAUGUUGCAAUGGCUUCACCUGAUUUAACAGUAAAACAUGGUCUGACAUCAACACCAGGGAUUCUCAACACAGAUUCUACAGAUAGUGAUCGGGCAAUAUCAGGCGUAGGAGCAUUACCAACCAAGAGGCCAAGGGUGGAAAAAUCAAAACAAUCAACGAGAAUUGCACAAGAGUCGGAUAAAAAGGAAUUGCUGCCUUGGACGAAAGACAUCAUGAAUCAUUUUUGGUAUGCAGCACAAGUUAGUGAUACAUAUGAAACUUUCAUAGGUGUAUGGUUUGGACUACUUCAUCAUGUCACUGAUGAGCAUGAAUGGAUUUUACCCUUCAAUGACAGUGGAAUAAAUGCAUGUCAACAUGGUCCCCUGACUGAGGAAAGAACCAAAGGGUGGCUGGAAAAGAAUUCCCCUGCUCACAAUGCCCUGCGCUAUGUUGUCAUGGAUAAGAGACGACUGAAUCAGAUACACUACUAUUUAAACUGCAGGAGUACUGCUGAGCUUGAAAACUUUCAAAAUUCGAUACUGGUGUACGCCUCAAAAAGAUUUUCCUACAGUCCACCCACAUACAGGGCACGGAAUCUUCUUGCAGCCUUAGAUCACAAUGGUCACGCAGAGAGGGAGAUAAAGAUCAACAAGGAUGGAAGUGUUAGGUAUCAGAGGUCUUUUAACAAAAAAACUGGGAUAUGGUCUGUCCAUGAAUUGAAGGGGGAUAAAACUUAUAGUUACAUACAAUCUCUAGUGGAAAAGAUCGUCAAAAGAAGAUUAAAUGAUGAAGGAAUGAGUGGCAAUGUUGUCUUGGAAGCAGAUGAUCCAAGAAGAAUAUCGAAAACUCUGGCCCGCAUUCCUCCUCCCCCAACUGCACAGCUUGUGAAGGAGAGGAAGUCUCGAUUUGAAGAUCCAGACAAAACAUUCGACUAUUAAUGGGACUCUUGAAAAUAUAUUUAUUUGUG